AUGUUGAAACUGAACUCCCAAAGUUGCCCUUGCAUUCCAUUUUCUAAUAAAAUUCGGGUUGCGCCUCUGAUUAGGGUAUGCCAAGAUGAUGACUUUGAUUCAAAUAUGGAUACCUCGUGCUCAGGAUGUGGUAUUCCGAAGCUUAUAAAUUUAAUUAGCCUUAUGAUGGAUAUUUCGUUUCAAUUCAUCUCGCGCCACCUACGCUUCCCAUUCUUGCGACAGCUCUCCAAUCAUUUUCCCCUCUUUUUACUUGAGGAUCCAAGCAGGAAAAUAAGUGAAGAUCAUGCGUAAGUAUAGGAGAGUUUGUCGUUGAAAGAUGGCAGUCAAUCUUGGGAAGCCACUGAUGGAUGAUUUCCACUUUUAUUAGUAAAAAACAUGAAGAAUGUGGUUCAAUCCAAUGUUUUAGUAAAUUUAAUGAAUGCUUAUAUGUAAAUGUUGUACGUUUAUACCAUCAAAGUAAACAAGGUUACGUUUCAAUUUGACUAUUUUUGUUAAUUUUUUUAAACACGUACCAUUUUUUUGUUUUUUAUACAAGGACCAUUUUUGUUAAAAAAAAUUUUAAAUAGGGAUCAUUUAUGUUAAUAAUUUUUUUUGGUUUUUUUGUCACCUGUAUGGUGUGUAUUGCAUGAAAGGGUAACAUACUUUGAUUUUAUUGUUUGGUUUUCUUUCACUUGUAUGGUUUUUUUCCGUGAGAACAAUGUAUUUCUUUUUGGGUUUCAUGUCACCUGGUAUGAUUUUGUACGUGAAAGG
Lactuca virosa is the source of this 750-nucleotide messenger RNA. NCBI's taxonomy places the organism in Eukaryota, Viridiplantae, Streptophyta, Magnoliopsida, Asterales, Asteraceae. The record is from the annotation of a GenBank genome assembly.